ACAUCCCAUCAACGAGUGAACCUGAAGGACCUCAUCCCAAUUUAUUUCCUUGUAAACGCUUUUGUCGCGGUUUACAGAAAAGGUCCUUAUCUAAUACAUAUUUACAGUACAUAAUGGCUGGCUCUGACUUUAGUUGUAUGAGAUGUACAGCAUCGAUUCUAUUUGUAAUUGGUGUGAUAUUACUUGUGGUACUUUUACCCAUGAGUUUUGGAAACGUUGAAUAUUAUCAGAUUGCAUUAGUAAAGCAAAAGUCAACUGGUAAAGUAGAUUUGUCGAGAGUGUAUUCAUCUGGAAGGUAUUUGAUUGGACCCGACUACACUUUCAAGACAUUUGAAGCUGACGCCCAUUUUGAGACUUUGAAUCAAGUCUCAACGUACUCCGCAGACAAAGUGGAAGUGACCGUAUCUUGUACGUUUCAGUAUUUUCUAAAGCCCGAGGAUUUAGCGGAUCUUCACCAGGAAUAUGACGUGUAUUACAAACCAGUAAUCAAAUCAACAGCUAAUGCGGUCAUCAAAGGGGUUGCUACAGAUAUCCCAGUAGGGGAUUUCAUAAGAAAACGAGAGAUCGUUGAGAGUAAACUGUUCAAAGCAGUUGCUGAUCGUCUGGGAGGAAAGUGUUGUAGAAAGGACUGUAAGUUGUAUAAGUGCAGGUCAGACUGCUUACCUUACCGCGACUGUAAAAAGAGUGACAAGGGUGUUUUUGUCGAGGUUCGCUACUUUCAGCUGCUUGGUUUUGAUAUCCAUUACGAUGUAAAGAGCCGUUACUUGAGACAAGUUAUCGAGAGAGAACAAGAAGAAGAAGCGAACUUUCAGCUGGAAGAAAAGGUUGUGCGCAAAGAAACAGAUCGUCAGAGAAACGAGAUAAAUAACGAAGCAAAAGAGAUUACUCAGAACUCAACAUCACAAGCAACAGUGAUUAUGGCCAAGGCCGAGGGUGCUGCUCUAGUUGAGGUAGAACAAGCUCGCAACACUGGGCUACAACAAGUCUUCACAUCCCUAGGAAUCAAAACUGAGUCUCAUAAAGCAUCGUACAUCUAUUUGUCCGCCCUUAGACAACAGCAUAAGGCAAAAAUCAAUGUCAAUUAUAAUACAUUGAUGGCUAGGGACUAAAUCACAGUAAACAGUAAUGGCGGCUUUCAUACAAUGAACAUGCUAGAUGAUACUACUUGAAUAACGUCUGCGAAGGAGGCUAGCUGGAAUUUUGAUUUACGAAUGAUCUUGUUUAGAAUGCUACAACGUAAUCAGUGUUGCUCCGGAAUUUCAUUUUCAACUAACUAAGUAAAUCAAUACAACUAGUGCAUUUCAUGGCGUUGGUAAGUGCACGCUGUCAUAGACAACUGGAGAGAAGCUGUCCCCAGGACCCCUCCCCAAUUUCAAAGACAAAUUAAUUAAAAAAAAACUUGCAAAAUAGAAAUCUUUGCGUGUCUGUGUUCUGGAUUAUUGGCGUCGAACCCCCCCUUUCUAUAUUUUUGAAUUUUAUUUUAUUUUUACGAUUCGUGAACUGCGCUUUUUGACCAACGUGUACCCAAUGCUACAAAGGUCUACAAACCCCUCUUAUAAAAAUCCUUGAUUUUGAUUCCCCCGUCUUUACUACUUACAUAAAAUAAAUGUUGCAGAUUGAACUAUAUAGAUUACGCGAGUUGCUUAUUUUAAUAAUAAAAUAAAAUACAUACA
Messenger RNA from Exaiptasia diaphana, 1673 nucleotides. RefSeq lists its product as uncharacterized. The record is from RefSeq and is a predicted model, not a curated record. Lineage: Eukaryota; Metazoa; Cnidaria; Anthozoa; Actiniaria; Aiptasiidae. The transcript is spliced from 4 exons. Bases 114 to 1109 code for a protein of 331 amino acids.